This is a messenger RNA of Coffea eugenioides, 1650 nucleotides long. RefSeq names its product cytochrome P450 89A2-like. Bases 1 to 1650 code for a protein of 549 amino acids. Gene Ontology annotation, cellular component: membrane. The record is from RefSeq and is a predicted model, not a curated record. NCBI's taxonomy places the organism in Eukaryota, Viridiplantae, Streptophyta, Magnoliopsida, Gentianales, Rubiaceae. The transcript has 2 exons. Gene Ontology annotation, molecular function: heme binding; iron ion binding; oxidoreductase activity, acting on paired donors, with incorporation or reduction of molecular oxygen, NAD(P)H as one donor, and incorporation of one atom of oxygen.
AUGGAAACCUGGUGGUGGCUCAUCUUCAUAUUCACCAUUCUUCUCUGCAUCCUAACCACCCUUAAAUCCCUCUUCAAUUUCACCAUUACCAAUCCCAAAACCAACACUACCAAGAACAACCUCCCUCUCCCACCAGGACCCUCAACUUUAAAAGUCUUCAAAAUUCUCCUGAUAUCCAUAUGGCAUCGACUGACAGUUUUCGACUUGGAACCAAAACUCAGAAACACAAAAAACAAGUAUGGCCCUCUCUUCAUCUUUGGAUUGAAAUCAAAGCCAACAAUAUUCAUUGCCAACCAUGUUUUAGCCCAUUUAGCUCUCAUCCGAAAGGGUGCAAUCUUCUCCGACCGCCCAAGUUCUCAAAAUACACCAAUGCUGCAAAUCUUCGAUAGCAACGCCCAUAGAAUCAGCACUGCCCCCUAUGGUGCUACCUGGCGGCUCCUUCGCCGCAAUCUUGCUUUAGAAAUCCUUCAUCCUUCCUGUAUCAAGUCUUACUCUAGAGUGCGACGUUGGGUGCUGAGCUUACUCUGCAGGCGCUUUCUUGACGAGUUUCAGCGGCCAACAGAUGUAGUGGAUCAUUUCCGUUAUGCUAUGUUUUCCCUGUUAGUGUUCAUGUGCUUUGGGGACAAGCUUUCGGAGGAGAAAAUCAGUGAAAUUGAGGCUGUUCAGCGUAGAUGGUUGUUAAGUCUUGGGAGAAUGAGCAUCUUCAUCCUCUGGCCUAAACUUGGGAGGAUCUUGAUGGGGAAGAAAUGGAAAGAGCUUCUCCAAGUAAGAAAAGAUCAAGAAAACACAUUUAUACCACUUAUUCAAGCUCGAAUCAAGAUGAAAAGUCAAGGGAAAUCCAACAACGACGAGGAGCUGGUGGCAUAUGUUGACUCCUUAAUCGAUUUGCAACUUCCAGAAGAGAAAAGGAAGCUAAAUGAUCAAGAAAUCGUUAGUCUUUGUGGAGAGUUUCUGAACACUGGCACUGAUUCCACAGCCACAGCAUUGCAAUGGAUCAUGGCUAAUUUGGUGAAGUAUCCCGCAAUUCAGGACAAGCUUUACGAAGAGAUAAUAGGGGUGGUUGGAUUGCCAGAGCCCAUACUCGUGAAUGAAGAUGAUUUGGAGAAAAUGCCGGCUUAUUUGAAAGCUGUAGUGCUAGAAGGGCUGAGGAGGCAUCCACCAGUGCACUUUCUUCUGCCUCAUUCUGUGACAGAGGAUGUGGAAUUGUAUGGCUAUUUGAUUCCCAAAAAUGCUACUGUGAAUGUAAUGGUGGCUGACAUGGGUUGGGAUCCGAGCAUGUGGGAGGAUCCUUUGGAGUUCAAGCCUGAGAGAUUUUUGGCCAGCAAUCAUGUUAAUCCUUCUGUUAAUCAUGACCUUGGUAACCAUCAAUGGUUUGAUUUAACAGGGAACAAAGAGAUAAAGAUGAUGCCAUUUGGUGCUGGGAGAAGGAUGUGUCCAGGCUACGGUUUGGCAUUACUUCACUUGGAAUACUUUGUAGCCAAUUUUGUUUGGAACUUUGAAUGGAAAGCUAUAGAUGAAGUUGGAGUUGAUCUAUCAGAGAAACAAGAGUUCACCGUUGUGAUGAGGAAUCCACUUCUUGCUCGCAUCAAGGGUGUGCUUUCUUCCCUUUCAAUAUUUUCUUGGGUAAAAUAUCAAAAAAACUCCCUAUGA